Globicephala melas (long-finned pilot whale) is the source of this 2844-nucleotide messenger RNA. RefSeq lists its product as uncharacterized. The record is from RefSeq and is a predicted model, not a curated record. Lineage: Eukaryota; Metazoa; Chordata; Mammalia; Artiodactyla; Delphinidae.
CCAAUGUAUUAGGAUCCACGUCAUAGGUUCCUGUUCUCCGACACAGGAGUCUGUUGCCACUGCCAAAAAUUGGCUUCUAGGAGUCCCUCCAGCAGGGCUACAAGACCACAGCGCCCUACCCUGGAGGUAAGCUAGACAAACAUGUUUACAAUCAAGCAGGUAAAGUCCGCUGCCCCAGUGUCCAGCAGCGAGCUCACAGACCAGACUGUCUGCUGAACUGGCUUUGCCCCGUCACGGACCCAAGGACAGAAACAGCUCCCCAAGAGCUCAACUUCCAGACAAAUCCCACAUACUCCAGUCUGAUACCACAGGGCAGGGGCCUGUGAUCAGCCCUAGCACCCCAAGAAGGGGUGGAGAGACUUGUUUACAAAAGCCCAGUGAGAGCACGGGCGCCCUGUCCCGGAGCUGUCUAGAAGCGCCCACGGCUUGAGCCCACUGAAACCCCGCUCACUCCUCUGGGUAAGGCUUCUAGGGUGCUCUGGUCCACAAGCGAAACCUGGCAGGUCACAGGCUGACCGGCAGGAAUUAGAAUGGACCGUGAAAAUGAAAGUCCAGGACAGAACCUCACCCUGGGCAAUGACGUCCUCGAUGUUCUUUCCGUUCAGCUCACUGAUGACCUAAAAGAGAGGAGUGGCCUAGUUUACGAGAAGCCUACCAUCACACCCCUGGACCCAGCACAGCCGUCACGACCGACGCAGGACAGCCACCACCGCAAAGGCGAAAGGCAGUUCCGGGCCGCCUUCUUGUAUACAGUGGGGGCUCCCAGGAUGCCACGCGGCGCCUACAGCUCCCACCAUGCAGCGCAGCCUUCACGCCCAGGACGCAUCUCUGCGGGAGAGGCUGACGCGGCCGGCAAACUACGAGUCCCAUGGUGCAUGGCUAUCGGAAGCGCGGUUUCGCUGCUGCCUGCGCGGGCCACACGUGGCCCGGGCGCUAUUGCACUGGUCCAGCCCGCUGCCCUUCCGGGUCUCAGGUGGUUCCCAGACGCGGGAUCAGGAGUUCGCUGUCCGGCCCGCCCAGUGGAGUGGGCGAGCUGCUCCGCGCGCUCACACCGCCGAACCGAGCCGCUGCUUCCCCCCAGCGCCUUGGUGGGAGCUCCGGCCGAAGCUGGGAGGCCCUGUCACCGCCGCCCCGAGGAGCGGAGCCAGGAGUGCCGAAGCCCGCGUGACUCCCCCCCCCACCCCCUGCCCUGGCCUUGUCGGCUCGGGACAGAUCUCAGGGUCCACACGGACGUAGCACACGUCACUCAUUCACUCUCCGUGUCAGGAACCCUGCUGCAGGCUGGCGUCAGUCCUGAGAGGGAACAGGCCCGGUUCUGCCUCCGCAGAACUCAGGUUCUAGUGCGCGGACACGCAAAGUAAAUAAACGAGGCAGUCCCAGGCUGACACUGUCACGGGGCUGAAGGAUGAGAAGGAGCCGGCCCUGCGAAGAUGUGGGGCGAGCAUCAGCCCCCAGGGGUCAGAUGCAAAGGCCCAACUAAGGUGGCCGGAGAUGGGUUCAGAGGCAGCAGCCAGCCCAUGCGGGCUCUGACAGCAGGUGAACCCGCGUGUUAGCGCCAAGCACUGGUUUGUUAACGCAAGCCACACGGUACCCUUAUCGUACAGAUGAAGUCAGACAUAGAAAGGUUUUCUUGCUCGGGGUCACACAGCUGCGGUAAAGUGGGGAAACCGUUUGGGAAGGAUGGGACUUUACUGCAAUCACACAAGAAAGUGUUGUGAUUGUUUUUAUUUAAAUUUUUAAAUGGUAAAAUAAUACAUAACGUAAAACUUACCAUUUUAACCAUGCAAUUUAGGGACACUAGGUGCAUUGACAUUGUUGUGCAAUCAUCACCCCCAUUUAGCUCCAGAACUUCUCAAACUGAACUCCAUACACAUUAAACAAUAGCUCCCCAUUCCCCUCCCCCAGCCCCCACCAUUUUACAUUCCGUUUCUAUGUAUUUGACUGCUCUAGAGACUUUACAGAAGUGGAGUCAUACAGCAUUUGUCCUUUUGUGUCUGGCUUGUUUCUUUAGAGUAAUGCUCUCAAGGUUCAUCUACAUUAUAGCAUGUGUCAGGAUUUCAUUUCUUUUUAAGACUAAAUAAUGUUCCUGUGAUUGGUUUUUUGUUUGUUUGUUUUAAAUUCUUCUGGCAGCUAUGUGGAAACUGAAGGGGGGAUAGGAACUGGGGAGAAUGGAGGCCUGGUGGGAACUGCCCAUCCGGGUAGGAGGGAUGGCGGUAGCUGGCGAGGGUGGAGGAAAGAGGGUGCACACGGUAUCAUUUGGGGCAGAACAGGCAGAAGCAGAUGCGUUCAUGUGUCCGUUUAUAGGCAUCGACUGUGCGGGGUGAGGAAGCGGGAGUGGGGAAGGUUCUCUUGAGAGUCAGACCUGGUUUGAGGUCCUUGGCUUUGGCACUCACCAGCUAGUGGCCUUGGGCAACAUCUGAUCUCUCGGAGCUGCCUUUUCCUUCCUUGUGAGAUGCGGAAAGAUAGGAGGCAGCAUGUGAGGAAGUCCACUGCUGGGGGCAUGUGCCCCACAGUGAUCACCCUAAAAGGAGGGCCAUUGCAGCUGGGGCCCAGGCUCUGCAGGGCUUGAGAGGAGGCCUUUGGGGCUGGCUGGGGCCAUUCUCAGAGCUGUCCUCUGGCAGGAGGUGGGUGGGGCAGCAGCUUCGAUCAGCACCCGAUACCCCCUGCAGCCAGAGAUCGCACUAGCUCAUUUCAGCAUGGGGCCGGGAAUGCACAGCCCUAGAGCUGAGCGGGCCCAGGGCCCGAGAGAACCUCAAAGGUUGGGUUUGGUGGCGCGCAACGCGGGCCCUCCCACGGAAGGCUGGACGGCAGAGGCACGCAGGCCUACAGGAAGCUGAGUGCAGC